This is a messenger RNA of Papaver somniferum (opium poppy), 1134 nucleotides long. RefSeq names its product zinc finger protein ZAT5-like. NCBI's taxonomy places the organism in Eukaryota, Viridiplantae, Streptophyta, Magnoliopsida, Ranunculales, Papaveraceae. Gene Ontology annotation, biological process: regulation of DNA-templated transcription. Bases 1 to 1134 code for a protein of 377 amino acids. The record is from RefSeq and is a predicted model, not a curated record. The transcript has a single exon.
AUGACGAAGAUUCGCAUAAAAGUUGAUAAUAAUUAUAAAUUCGUAGGUUUCUCAAUGCAAGAAAAUGGUAUUCAAAAUAAUUCAAUUGAUAAUUCCGGUUCAGACAUUAAAGAAAAGAGCUCGCCUUCUACUUCCGAUGGUAAGAGGAAUUCACCAUCUAUUUCUGAUGCUCAAAGGAAUUCACCAUCUACUUCUGAUGCUCAGAGGAAUUCACCAUCUACUUAUGAUGCUCAAAGGAAUUCACCAUCUACUUCUGAUGCUCAAAGGAAUUCACCAUCUACUUCUGAUGCUCAAAGGAAUUCACCAUCUACUUCUUGUGCUCAAAGGAAUUCACCAUCUACUUCUGAUGCUCAAAGGAAUUCACCAUCUACUUCUUGUGCUCCAAGGUCUUUUUCUACUACUAAGAAAUCGAACUCUCAUGAGUUCCCUCAAUCGGGAAAAACUGCAAAAAGAGGCCGAAAGAGUUCAUCGACAUCAACAUCAUCUGUUGAGAAAUUAUCUAUCGACAAACAAAAGGAAUCAGUGUUCGGUGAGAAAGAAUUAGUCGAAACCCUAAUGCAUCUAUGGGCUUUGUCUAAUAGCUAUUCUAUUGAUUCAGCAAAGUCAAAGAAACACAGAAGCACAAAAUUUUCAAUUACUAAGAAGCGAAAAUUGCAAGAUGUCGUCUGUACAGAAGAUGGGCUGAAAAAACACCAGCAGAUAACAACUUUGUCUUCUGCUUCUGAUACGUUCAGUUGUGCCUUUUGUGAAAAAUCCUUCAAUAGUUAUCAAGCUUUGGGUGGUCAUAAAUCAAGCUGCAAGAGCAAUCCGUUGAAAAAAGAAGUCGUCAAACCUGCAGUGCAAGAUUCAUCCGCAACAUCAAAGAUCCAUCCAUGCAAAAUAUGUGGUAAGGUGUUUCUGAGUGGUUGCGCUCUAGGGGGGCAUCAAAAGAGUCAUAAGACUGGAGAAGUUGAACCUAGUAGGUCAUCAGCCUCACCACCACCAAAGGAAAUCAAUGAGUCUUUACAUCUAAUUAAGUCAUCUACAACAUCAGUUCAAGAAGAGCAAGCCGACGUACCGAAUAAGAAGAUUAUGAUGUUCGAUCUCAAUGAAAAGCCACCGGAGGAUGACGAUGAAAGUGAGUUAAAAUUGUAA